Molecule: messenger RNA, 3353 nt
Organism: Chroicocephalus ridibundus (black-headed gull)
Lineage: Eukaryota; Metazoa; Chordata; Aves; Charadriiformes; Laridae
Gene: CNP
Product: 2',3'-cyclic nucleotide 3' phosphodiesterase
Exons: 4
Coding region: 195-1406 (403 amino acids)
Biological process (GO): cyclic nucleotide catabolic process
Cellular component (GO): membrane; cytoplasm
Molecular function (GO): 2',3'-cyclic-nucleotide 3'-phosphodiesterase activity
Source: RefSeq, a predicted model, not a curated record
CAGCUUGUGGUGCCCGUGAAACUGCAGCUGCUGCUGCCAUGUGACGGGUAAAACUUCCCCUUCCUGGUCAGGAGGACGGCAGCGGCCAGGCCGGAGCAGCGGACGGAGCAGGGGACGGAGCAGCACCCCCAGCUCCUCAGAACAAAGGCUUCUCAAAGAAGAGUCACACGUUCCUGCCUAAAAUAUUUAGAAAGAUGUCUACUCAGUCAGCGAAAGAAAGACCCGAGAGCUUGCAGUUCCCCUUCCUUGACGAUGAAGACACCAUCUCCACGCUCAAAGAAUCUAAAACCUUUUUGAUUUUAAGAGGGCUGCCCGGCAGCGGGAAGUCCACGCUCGCCCAGGCCGUUCAAGACCGGUACAAAGACGCCUGCAAGGUCAUCUCUGUCGAUAACUAUAAAAUCACACCCGUAGUAAGAAGCACCAUUCCUGAAGAAUAUUCCAAGGUGGACGAGGAUCUAGUUGACUAUUGCAAACGAGAGAUCAGCGUCAUCGUUCUGGAUGACACUCACCAUGAGAGGGAACGACUGGACCAACUCUUUGACAUUGCUGACAAAUACCGGUACAAAGUCAUCUUUGCCGAGCCCAAAACCCAGUGGCGACUGGAUUGUUUGCAGCUGAAGGACAAGAAUCAGUGGAAACUGUCGGUGGAAGAGCUGAAGAAGAUGAAGCCCAGCCUGGAGAAGGAAUUCCUACCCAUGUAUUUUGGGUGGUUUUUGAGCAAAAGAAGUUCCGAGAUCCUGAGGAAGGCUGGCCAGGCCUUCUUAGAUGAGCUCGGGAGCCUGAAAGCCUUCAAAAAGGAGAGCAAAUACUUUGCUUCCGCUGUUGACGAUCCCAAAAUAAAAAUCGAUCUCACCAGCUACUUCGUGAAGAGGCCGCCUGGAGUCUUACACUGCACCACAAAAUACGCCGAGUUCGGAAAAGCAGCUGGAGCCGAGGAAUACGCCCAGCAAGAAGCUGUGAAGGCUUCCUACGGCAAAGGCUUCACCCUGGCCGUUUCUGCCCUGUUCAUCACCACAAAAACUGUCGGGGCUCGCGUGGACCUCAGCGAACAGCAGCUGCUGCUGUGGCCCGGGGACGCCGACAAGAUCCUGCCCACCGACAACCUGCCGAAAGGCAGCCGGGCUCACAUCACCCUCGGCUGCGCCAACGGCGUGGAAGCCGUCCAGACCGGGCUGGAUCUGCUGGAGUUUGUGAAACUGGAAAAGGCGGGGAACAAAGGGGAUCAAGUGGGGGAAAUUGGAGGAGGGAAACUGCUGUAUUUUGAUAACGGUAUGUGGAUGCUCACCCUUUCUAAAAAGAUGGAUGUGAAGGCAAUAUUCUCAGGGUACUACGGAAAAGGAAAACUUGUGCCGACCCAGAGCACCAACAAACGGGGCUCUGCUUUUAGCUCCUGCACCAUCAUCUAGGGCCAGGGCAGGGCGGCCGGGUGGCUGGUUUGUUUUUAAAAGGCAAGUAACUCCUGUAACCUUUAAAAUUGUAAAGAGAAAUAAUUCUACCUUUACUAAAGUAAGCCCUUUGCCAGCCCCAGUGUGACGCCUCUGGGGAGAGUUCAUCGGCCUCAGAACAAGGAAGAAAACAAGCAACUCCCACCCGACAAAGGAAAACUCUCCCAUCGCUGGCACCAGCAACCGACGGCCUUUGAAAGCAAGAGUUUUGGCGAGAACGAGCCGUGGUGUUCUGCUUGUUUUCUUCCUCGGAGGAAGAUCAAUUACGCUCUUUCCUAACUCCCCCACGAACCACAAUCGUUAGCUCUUUACCCGUCAGCACGAUGAGCGGCGGCAGAGCAGAGCCCGUAGGUACGUAACCGCUCUGAAGCCGAGCAAAGUGAACUGCGCGACGUCUCCCCCUUCUCCCACACCCCAGGGACCGACAGCGGUCCCUCUGGUCGCUGAGUUACUGGGUAAAAACCAGUAAAGACCCAACCGUGGGUCACUUCUGCCCAGCGCGGCACGAAUAGUUUAGCCCGAAAGGAGAAUGUGCGGCCCUGCGCUACCCCAGGUCGGGGUCCCUGGCUGCACGCGCGGGGAAGAGUCACCGGUGGGCGGACAGAAGAAAGCGCGUGGCCAGAUGAUGUCCCAAAGAGCGAUCAUGGAUUUUUUAAAAAAAAAUAAAAAAAUAUAUAUAUUAAAAAAAAAAAAAUUACCCAGAGGGAAACCAGUGGAAGACGGGGGAGGCAGGCGGUUCGCGCAGCGCGGCUCCAGCCCUUUCCCCUCACACGUCCGAGUGGGCCGGACCAAGCACUGUCCCGUCGUGUCCUUGUCCUGUAGGGAACAAUCCUGCCUCGGCAGGGAGUGGAAGAGAUGAACUAACGUCUUUUCCAUCUCGUUUUAUAGAAACUAAAAUCGUGUCUGAAGUAUAGAGCUGUACUUCAUGCAAGAUUUUACUACUUUUCUCUAAUGCACUUGAAUGUUAAGUUAGGAUGGCAGUAACACUGUAAUUUAGGAAGUAAGUGGAGGUACCGUAACUGCGUAACUUACGUCUGCUCAAACCUAAACCAUUGGCUGGAAAAAAAAAAAAAGUUAUUGACCGAGCACUUCUGUUAUUAAGUCUGUUUUAUCAAAACUUCUGUUUUCGCUCGUAGCCAGCCCGUUGGCCAGCCCGUCGGUGGGUGCGUGGUCACGGCUUUACUGUAACUCGACGCUCAACUAACGGGUUCAGGUCAGGACAACAGUUUAGACUCACGCUAUGGCUCCGUGUUUGGUGAACUGCAUAGUGAAAUUAAUCCCGUAUUAAUAGAUGUAAAUACUUACUGUGUUUGACAAGCGUGUGCUGGGCUCGCGUGGGGGCAGCUCCCCUGCGCCAACCGCUGCUCGGGGCGCCCAGCGCUGCCUGGGCCAGCAGCUUUUCUCCCAAGGCUUACAACAAAAGCGAGGAACGCUGGGGAGGGGGGGGACGGACACACGAAGCUGGGGAAUGCUCCGCACCUUUGCCAGUAAAGCAAAACAAUUCCUGCUGCUUCAAAAAGACAGAUGAUAAAUUCUCGUUAUAUCAUAAAAAAUUCUGUAUCCUCCCUCGCCGCCAACAGAGAAGCCCUCGCUGGCUUCCGCAGCGGCAGCGGGGUGAGCGCCCGACACUCGGCUUGGGCCGUUCCCAAUAAAUCUCACAGCGGUUUGUCCCACGGAAACUCCUGAAACGCCUUUAGCAGCCGCUGCGGCAGUGCAGGAGCUCGCUCCCCCCUCUCCCUCCAGCGCCCCGGGAACAAGCCCGUGCUCCAGGUCUCAUCCAGCACCGAAACGCACGGCUGGAAUAUCUCGUUUAUUUGCCUGUUCAAGAACAACAGUGAGACUGUCGUCAUUUAAGUUUUUAUUAGUUUGUACAUCAUAUACAGUUUAUAAUAAAGUAAACCAAUUGCA